Messenger RNA from Camellia sinensis, 1032 nucleotides. RefSeq names its product large ribosomal subunit protein uL3c. The record is from RefSeq and is a predicted model, not a curated record. Gene Ontology annotation, biological process: translation. NCBI's taxonomy places the organism in Eukaryota, Viridiplantae, Streptophyta, Magnoliopsida, Ericales, Theaceae. Gene Ontology annotation, cellular component: ribosome; chloroplast envelope. Gene Ontology annotation, molecular function: structural constituent of ribosome.
UCCCAUUUCCACUCACCCUCAAAAAUGGCCACCAUGUCUCUACCCUCCACCCCAACAAUCUCACCAUCCCUAAUCCUUCGACCUCGCACUUGCACUUUCACUUCUCUUUGUUGUUCCUCUUCGUCUCUCUUCGGUCCCUCUCUCAUCUCCCCCAAAUUCCCCAAACCCAGAAAAAUUCCCCCAUUUUCCACCACCAUUUCCAUGUCUAUGGAAGCUGGGGUGGGUGUAAUGGGGACCAAAUUGGGCAUGAUGAGUUUUUUUGAGCCCGGUGGUACUGUUGUCCCAGUCACUGUUGUGGGUUUCAGAGAAGGCAACAUUGUGACCCAGGUCAAGACCGAGACCACAGAUGGCUACAAUGCGGUCCAAGUCGGGUACAGGAGGGUUCGAGACCGAAAGCUUACUAAGCCGGAGAUGGGUCAUCUUCAGAAGUCUGAAAUCAUCCCCUUGCGUCAUCUACAGGAGUUUCGGUUAGUUUCUGUUGAUGGGUUUGAGCCUAACCAGCGUUUGGUUUUGGAAGAGCUGUUUAAAGAAGGGGACUUGGUUGAUGUUUCUGGAACCACCAUUGGCAAAGGGUUCCAAGGUGGUAUCAAAAGACACAACUUUAAGAGAGGCCUUAUGACACACGGAUCUAAGAGUCACAGAGCUCUUGGAUCAAUUGGUGCCGGGACAACUCCUGGCCGUGUGUAUAAAGGGAAAAAGAUGCCAGGGAGAAUGGGAGGAACCAAGAGAAAGAUCAGAAAACUCAAGAUUAUGAAAAUUGACAAUGAUCUCCGAAUUGUGAUGAUCAAAGGGGCUCUCCCUGGUAAGCCAGGAAACCUUCUCCGAAUAACACCUGCAAAGAUUGUUGGGAAGAACAUACCUAAAAGUUAGUUUUGUGUUGACGAUCCAAAAAAAAGAGAAAAAAAGAAGAGUUUUGUGUUGUAUUUCUUGCUCUUUUACACUAUUGAUAUUAAAUGUACUUACUUUUUGGUUAAGUAGUAUCUCAGCUAGAUCUGCAUGUUGGUUUAUGUCAAUUUAUUAUAUUUUAUUAUA